ACCCUCUGGGAGAAACUGUUUCUCCGACUUUGAGAGUGAAACUGCCGUUUGAAUGGUUCUCUAAGAAAAAUUAGCAGUAUUUGAUCAGUUCAGCCUCCAUUAGAGUGAAAAUAGAAACUGAGAUGGGGGAUGAAGCAGGACCGGCGGAGCGAGAAGUUGCAUCGCUUCGCUUCCAGCAGCUAUGUCGUCUGAAGAUCUUUGAUGAGAUGCCAGAGAGUCUCACGCCCCCAGAGAGACUCCAUCUUCUUGCUGUCUCCAACAAAUAUGGCUUCACUUUUGUAGGAUCAGACACGGGUGUAAAGAUCUUUCAGACCACAGAACUUGGCAGGCUCAAUGAGCUCAAUAGAGAUUCCACAGGGGCUGUUGUGAGUGAUUAUGACUGCGUCAAAAUUAGUCUUGGUACCAGGCCCCUUCAUGUUGCAUUGAAUAACAGCGAGCUGAUUUUGUCAGUGUGCUACCAACAAGGCAAGAAUCUUGUUCUGAACCUUUAUGAUGUCAGAGUGGUUACAAAGAAAGGAGCGUCUCAUUCGCCUUUCACGACUUCAUUCCUCUCUCAAGACCCUCAAGUCAAAUUGGUCAACCUGGUCUGGAAUCCUGGUUUCGAGCCUCUCCUUGGCACAUGUUUGUCGGAUGGGAACUGCAUGAUAUGGGAUAGCUCAGACAAAGCACUCAAGCCUCUAGCACGCCUGCCGGUGGAGGUUGGCGCUACUGCGAUUUGCUGGUCUCCGAAAGGAAAACAGAUGGUUGUAGGAACAUCCAACGGUGAGCUGAAGCAAUUCAAUCAUGCAAGUGAACUUAGGAAGACUGUCAGGUCACCGGAUUUCACCCAAGAAGCAGUCAAAGUUGUGGAUAUCUACUGGUUGUCAACUUACAUGUUCAUUGUGGCUUACAUCGAUGCUGAGGAGUCCUUACAGCCAAACAUUGUUGUUGUCCAUGCUCCGAAAGAGAAACCAGUUAGCUACAUCAAUUUCGAGGAUGUCUGUUUCGGGAGCUGUGAGGAGAGAGCCGCCUGUUACUACAUGCAAUACCUUGAUAAGUGGCAAUUUGCGAUCACCUGCUCUAGCAACUCCAUGGAUGGCGCUGUUCUCGGAAGACAGCAGGAGAACAAAGACUUGUGGGAGAUCUGGACAUUGGAUGACGCGGCAAGGAUCGAGGUACCCCUCUGUGACCACGAGGAAACGAUGCCGCUGGGAAUGGCCACGGAUUAUACCUCGCAGAUCAACAUCACCAUCAAGCAACACACACUUCCCCCUGCACCCAUCCUAAUGGUAUUAUCCAGUGAGGGUCUGCUUUGCCCAUUUUAUGUGAUUAACCUGGAAGAUGCAGAGGGUAACACAAGGAAGCCACAACCAUUACCGACUGGAGGGGAGCGAAUUGGAACAGGUACUGCAGUACAGAUCCUACCGUCUGCAGGAGCUAAGCCUCAGCCAAGCAUCGGCCAGGCAUCGACAGCCUCAUUGUCAUUCACAUCCCCUGCCCCAGCCCCUUCAGCUGCUGCUGCUAAGAUCCCAAGCACUGCUUCCUCUGCCCCUUCCCAACCAGCGUUUGGUGCAACAGCAACCAGUGGUCAGCCAUCCAUGUUUAGUGGUUUCAGUGGUGCAGCAGCGGCAGGUGGUUCAUCUGCAGGUUUUCAGUUCAAGCUCCCAGCAUCCACGGCUUCAGCUGCUCCCGCUAGUUCAGGACCCCAGGCAUCAUCUACGUUGACGACUCCUAUGUUUGGAGGUAGCAAGUCAUCACCCUUUGGUUCAGGAGGAUUCUCUUUCAGUGCUCCCCAGACCAGUACACCAUCUUCCACAGCAGCCCCUACCACACAGCCCAGUGGGCUCAAGGGGUUUUCCUUCGCAGCGCCCUCUCAGUCUGUCCAACAGCCAGCACCAUCCACUCAAGGGUUUAGUUUCAAAGCUGCUUCUGCUCCUUCUGGCUUAUCUAAUGCUCCAUCAAGCAAUGCAUUUGGGGCCUUUCACAAACCGAUCACCACGACUGCAACUCCUGCACCCAGUGUCCAGACCACACAGUCUUCAGCCAAACCUGUUCAACCUGAACAACCAAAGGGACCUCCCAACGCUACGGCACCAGGAGGCAUGGGAGGCUUUGGACAACAAGGUUUAUUCGGUAAAGGUCCACCGAAUGCGGUUGCCCCUGGAUUGUCAGCUGCCCCGACCCAAGGACAACUAGGUGGUGCAGCCCCAGGUCCACCAAAUGCAGUUGCCCCAGGAACAGCAAGUCAUCCACUCAAGCUGGGUAGUGCACCAGCGACGGCACCAGCAGCAGCACCUACGGCAGCCGCGCCAGUCAUUGGGUCAGGUUCUCAAGGAUCAGCCUCCAUUACCACCAAGUUCACUAUCCCAAAGACAGCAGCGGCGGCGGGACCAUCACUUUCUGCUCCACCCACUUCAAUUGCAGCAAUGGCACCUACUUCAAUUGCUGCUGUUGCACCCUCUUCAGUUGCAGCUGUUGCACCUACCAGAUCAACUCCUGCUUCUUUUGGUCCACCAAAUGCUGUUGCACCUAACCAAGGACCUUCCAAACCUAGCAAGGACGUACCAGAUGCACAUAGAGUAGCGGUUGGAAAGCCAGUCGCCAUUGUACAGCAGACACCAAAGUCUUCUGCAGAUGUCAUCAGCUCUUCAAGGAUCCCUGCUACUUCCACUCCUGCAGCUAGUGCUAAACCUGUCACUGCUGCUCUGCUCUCCAAUAUCAAAGAAGAGAUGGAGCAUUUCACCAAGGAAUUGAAUGAGCUGAAGGCAAGGGCUGCAACAGGACACCAUUCUGUUGGAUCUACCCAGGAUCUUCAAAAGAUCUGCAAAGGUGUGGACGACCUUGCUACCUUCAAAGAAGAAGUCCUGGAAUGUACAAAGUCGCAUAACGAAGACAUCCACGGCCUCAAGGCCAAGCUGUUGAACUCCUUUAGCCUUGUCGAGGAGAGCCGCCUCAGGAAGCAGCGCUCCAAGGAUCCACGCUACCUCCAGCUCCUGCGCUCCAGGGGCCUGGAUCCACAGUCAGCCAAGCAGAUGCAGGAGAUCCGCUCCUUGUAUCACUACCUGGAGACUGGAGUCAGGGAUACCAAUGCCUGCCUGGAUCUGGAGUGGGAGAAGAUCACCCAUGGAAAGGGAUCCAAGUCAACCAGGAGAAUGGUGACCCCCACCAUGGAUACCAUCUAUCAGACCUUGGGAAACCACGUCAACAUCCUGACAACCCAGAAGAACAAGUUGAUUGAUCUUCGGAAGCAACUGACCACCGCACAGCGUUACGAUGUCACCUCGACAUUUAACGCACUUCCAUCAUCAAAGAUCAAGCUGAGCACCAAUCCUUCAUCCCUUGCUACCAGACUUGCUGAGGUUAAGGUGAGUGGUGCUCCUAAGGCCCGGAGCACACCCAUGUCAGCUAAGAAGCAAGCCAUGCUGAGGGAUGUUCUCUCACAGAGACAGACCACACCCAUCAGAUCAGCACCAAGAGCUGCUCUUGUAACUUCUUCAAGAGGGGGUUCCCCAUCAGAAAUGGACAAUUUUCCUCUCCCUCCAGAGCGACGUCUCCGGUUCCCAUCCGGCGAAUCCCCUCCUUAUGGGGGUAGCCAGGGGGAUGGGCGCCGCCCUGCCCACCAUGCUGGCAGAACAGAUCUGAGAGGUGUAGGUGUCACCACCUCGGCUACAGCACCACAAGCUGCCCCUUCUCAACCUUUGACCACCCAAUCAGCACCCCGCCCUGCCACUACCCUGUCGACCCCUUCCCCUCAACAACCCAUGACGCGCAGCACGCAACCACCCGCCCAGCCCCAGCGAACAGUGGCGCCACCGCUAUCAACGCUCAACGUACCAGUCAGCCCCAUCCAGCCCGGAGCUGGGAUGGUCACAUCAACUCCCCUCCCUCAGGGUGCACAGGGGGGCAGCCUGGCCACACCCAAGGGGCAGGCACCACCACCUGCAACAUCCAGCUUCUCACACACAGGGUCUGGGACAGUCGCCUGGGGCCUGACAGGUGCAACAUCAAAGGCGACAUCACCAGGACAACAAGCGGGCGUGGCAGCAAUAAGCCGCGCCCAGUCCAUCAAAGCGGGUAACACCCCGGUAGAGAAACCCAACCCUCCUGUGGUGAACAUCAAGAAUCUUGACACCAUGAAGGGGACCAUGCCUCCACCAGUCACCUUCGCACCUGUUGCCAGUACUGUUGAUGCCGGGACAGCAAAGGUAGUAACCCAAGUUAUAGCUGAGAUGGCCAUUGCUAGCGGUGUGAAGCCCCCACAACCAGGAACAGUUGCUAGUGCCUCCGGUGACUCCCUCCCACAAUCCCCCACAGGAAGGAAACCAACCACCCCUACCACCACUCGAGCUGCAUCAUCGGCCAUCGCCAUGACAACUGUGUCCAUUUCUUCCAAGCCGGUGUUGAGCACCACUGCAGCACCCUCUGGGUCCUUGUCCGUCCCAAUCUUAUUGCCUACUUCCCAGCCUGCAGCUGGCGCCACCGCAGCCUCUGGCGGGAGCAAGCCAGCAGGAACAAAAGCAGACAAUCCAUCCACAUUCUCUUUAACGGCUAAACUGCCAUCAUCUUCCACUGCCUCUGGUGUGGCAUCCAAAGGAUUUACCUUCAGUGAUAAACCCCUGGCUGCUCCCUCUGCUUCGGGUCUUUCAAGUGCUUUCACCUUUGGUUCUAAACCCAUCACAUCUUCAGCUGCUGCACCCCCAUCGGCUAAAGGUGAUGCAGCGAACCAGCCAGCAGUAAGCAGCGAGUCGGGUGUCAAGCCUCAGAUCUUUGAUUUCUCUGGUGCAGCCACCAAGCCCAAGGCUAACGUGUCAACUCCUGGUGGCUAUUUCUUUGGAGCCCCCUCAUCAACAGUUGCAAGUUUUGGAGCACCAGUUACAACCAUUGCAACAAUAUCUGGUGCUAAGACAACGUCGGCUCUUGCAACGACCACCUCGCAGUCAGCCACAGCCAAAACAAGCGUUCAACCACCAAGUGCUCCUAAGGUGAAAGAAGAUGCGAAAGGCAAGGAUGAGAGUGGAACAGGAAAACCUACAGCUGCCACAGAUGAAGCAGGAACUGGUGCUGCCUCCAAGCCAACUACCGGAUUUGGGUCAUCAAGUCUUCUUGGAGCCAUGUUGGACAAGCCCCCUUCAGGAGGAAGUCUUCUUGGUUCCAUGUUGGAUAAACCUGCAGCAAGUAAACCCCAAUCUUCCGCAGCAGAAGAUGAGAACGCCAAGCUCCAGCAGUCCACAAAGAACAUCCUGAGUGGAGUGACCUUCCCGACAGGCACUUCUGCAGGAGCUUCACAAAGUGGGACAGCAUCUCCUGGACCCGCUGCUCGUAAUCUCUUUGGGACCACACCAAGCACUUCUGCAGUGUCAGGAUCGGCUACUACUUCCACACCAUCAUUUGGAACUUCUGGUCUGUUCUCCUCACUUGCGAACACCUCAAAGGGAUCAGAAUCAUCCACAGCUACGACAGCUCCUGCCCCUCAGACAGCAUCCUCGGCAAAUGGAUCACUCUUCGGAAAGACAACUUCUUCUGGGUCUCUCUUUGGUGCACAGCCGACAUCAUCCACAGCAUCAGCAGGAUCAACAGCAACUACCACCGCCCCAUCCACUGGCUUUGAUGUAUUUGGACAGUCGACAGGUGCAGUAUCCACUAAACCUUCCCUGUUUGGUCAAACUUCAACAGCUGCGACUUCUUCUGCUCAGACCACCUCUGCUCCAUCCUUUGGCCAAUCGUCUGGUCUCUUUGGACAGCCCUCAAGCGGAGGACCGUUUGGCUCUACUACUGGUGGUUCUGGAGGGUUUACCUUUGGAGGACAGCCGACUUUGGGUUCAGCAAGUCAGGAUCCAAAGAGUGUCUUUGGGUCCAACUUUGGAGCAUCCCAACCAGCAGCCAGCACUGCCACUCCUGUAUUUGGGGGCUCUCAGACAAGUAACCUGUCGUUUGGUCAACUAGCCAGCGGUGGUAGUACGGCUACUUCGUCUGCUUCUGGAGGAGGGGGAAUGUUUGGUGCUACCAAGGCUGCCAGCAGUACUGGUGGAGGAUUUUUUAGUGGCCUUGGUGGUAAGCCUGAUCCAGAGGCUGCAAAGAGAAAUCCGUUUGGUCUUGAAACGACGUCAUCAUCCAGCUUUGGAUCUCAGUCCUCUGGUACAAGCAUAUUUGGAUCUUCCACUAGCAAGACUUUUGGAGCUUCCCAAACAGCACCUGCUUUUGGAAGUCCUAGCAGCUCUGCCUUUGGUACCAGCUCUGGUGUUGCUAACACAGGAUUCGGUGGGUUUGGUCAACCUGCCUUCGGCCAAACAAACACAGCUUCACCUGGUUUUGGCUCUCCUGGAGCAGGGGCUGGUGGUGGUGGUGGUGGACUAGGAUUCGGCACUGGGGCAACUUUCUCCAACCCUCUUGGAGGGUCGCCCUUCGGUAGCCCUCAACAAGGGAGCUCAGCUGGUGUCUUUGGGGCCAGCUCCCCUGCGGCUUCCACAGGGGGAGGAUUUGGCAGUUUUGCCAGCCAGGCUGCUCCAUCUUUUGGAGCCUUAGCUGGAUCGGGAGGAGGCUUUGGCCAGCAGCAGCAGAGCUCCGGCUUUGGAGCAUUUGGAGCAGGUGGAGGUAAUAAUACAGGAUUUGGUGGCUUUGGCUCGGGAUCCAACAAUGCUUUUGGUGGAGCUAACACUGGCAGCCCUGGAUUCAGCGGAGGGAGCUCGUUCACACAAUACCGUCACUGAGUCAUCCACACGCUUCGUUGUUGUCUUGACGAAACCUUACAGUGCCUUCCAGCUAUUAUUCUUGAAUCAUGUGACGUAGCUAACAGAUGAUCAUCCAUUGAAAGAACCCCUUGACACUGUGCAGGUGUAUAAUCCAAUGUAGUGAUCCACUCGGUAGGUGCAUUCACACCCAUCCGAUGAUUGAAAGUAUCUGGCACAUGUAUUUUUGCAAGUGUGAAAGCUAUCAAAGUACAGGUAACUUUGCCUGAGUCUACUUGGACCACCACAGACCACAAGAGAAAUUGUACUUAGAAAUAUGAUAAGAGUUGUAUUACACAUGUUUUGCAUAAUCUUUUGUUUGUUUCACUGUCACUUAGAGUCAUGCUUUAAUGCCAAAGUAUGUGAUGCGCAAUCUUAUUGAUUGUUACUUAGUAGCCAGCAUCCUUAGCAGGAUUUGAGAAAUGCAGUCGUAUUAAUCUUUGUGAAAACAAAUGCUUUGACUAAUUAAGUAGACAAAUGUCUGACGUAUGAAAGGCCAGCUCAUGCAAAGUACCUGCACUUGUUUGUACUUUUCACAAUAAAAUAAUUUUCUGUAUCAAUCUCUCCAAUGCCAAAGGAUAUUUCGCUAUGUGAAAGCAGUUUUUAUUAAAAUUUGUGAUACUCGUCAAGAAGAAUUGUAUGCUUUGUGUAAGUAUGUGAGAUUUGGGUUCUUCGGUGAUAACGGUUGGAAAUUUAUCUGAUUCAGAUGGGUGUUUCAUAAAGUUCAUUCAUGAGUUAUAAACGACUUUAAGAAAUAACAUAGAUUCUUUCUCACGUGCUUAAUCGUUACCUAUGCAUAUUUUGUGUAUACCAUUUACCAAAAGAAAGGAUCACCUAUCAUUUGUUAAGUCGCUGGUAGCUUACGAAGGACUUUAUGAAAUUCCCACCUGGCGUAUGUGAACGUUUGAUAUGAAUGAAGUCAUCUUGAGACCCAAACAAGUUCUUGUAAUCAAGUGGUAUUUUUUCAAACGGUGGGUGUGAAUUACCCUAGUUGAUGUUCGACACUUUCACGUUGAACCAUGGAUCUAUCUAUAGAAGAAGUUUAUUAUAACUGUCUUUUGCAUAUCAAGCCCAUGCAAUACAUACAGCUGCUUUGCAUCAAAACCCUGUAUCUCAAAAGAGGCUUAAUGUUCUGGUUAUUGGAAAAGAGAGAACGUUAAUGCUGCUGCCACAUUUCCCCCUACGGUGGCUGCAUGGCGAGUCGAUAACGGCCGUUUUACGAAUUUCCGUAUGAACCACAUACAGGAAGCUGGUACAAAAGUUACGAAUACGGACGCUUUGACUUGCUGUACGGCCAUCGUAGCCAAAAUGUGCCCUAACUGUCUUUUGUGAUCACAUCUUUUUAUGUUCAAAACUUGUACUGGGGAGUGUUUCAUGGAAGGACUAGUCAGACGUUUUUAUCUGACAAGUCCUGUUUUAUCCAACAGUUUCCAUGGGAACUGUGCUCCGCCAAUCAAAAUUAAUUAAAGAUAUCAGAUCUGACAACGUGGCAGACAAAAAAUGUUGGUGAAAUGCACUCCAGGUAGCAAUAACCUAUACAUAUUCCUCAUAGAUAUCCAAUUUAUGUAGGUAUUUUGUGGUGCUCGUAUUGUUGACUGGGAAAUGAAGGAAAGAUUUAUUGAAAUAGAACCUUUGUUGAAUAAUGUGGGGAUAUGAGCUUUGAUGUGGCACAUAUCUUAUGAAUCUUAUUAUUUUCCAAUCCUUAAGAAUGCAUGUAUAAAUAAUACUCAGAUUGCUACAAAGAUUUCCUUUGUAUAAUCAUAUCAUAAUUUGCUUGGUGUACGAUUCAUUUUGUUAUUAAAAUUGCUGAAUGCAUAAUGAUUGAAUAAUGUAAAUCAAUAAUUAACCUGUCCAUGCAUUCGUUGAUUUUUGUGUUCUUAAACUGUGAAGAGAGUUGGGGUAUUCGUUAUUUGAGGAUGCGUGAGAGCCUCAGAACUUGAAGAACUACUGUAAUUGUUCUUGUGAAACAGUGUCAAGUUUCAUCUUAAUAUUCAGUCAUUCUACUCUAUUAAAUGUGAUGGAGUUUCAUCGAAAGUAGAACAAUUUAAAUGUAGGCCAUGAUAAAGUUCAAAACAGCCAUUAAUGUGCUAUUCAUGAUGCCAAAUGAGAUUAAACAUUGCUGUGAUUUAGCUUCUUGGUAAUCUUAAAUAAUGAAUUAAAUCUACCCACAUAUAAAAAGCAGAAGACAAUGAACAUGUUUGAGAAUAGCACUGCUACUGUACAUCUGCUUUGGAGAUUUCUGUUUCCAGGACCCUGUUACUCAAAGGUUUGUGAUCAUUCACAAAAUAUCAGUGUCCAACCAAGAUCAGUAUUUCAUGGGCAUAUUGUUCAGUAUACCCACUAUCAACCAAUCAGAAUCAUUGUGUGAAAUGUAAACAAUUGAUCACAAUUCUUUGUGUAACCCUACCUAGGUAUUGUUCAAAGCCAAGUUCUUCAAUUGGUGGUUUCCUGUUCAGUGUAUGUAGAAUAAAUAUCCAGAGGGAAUUCGCUCUUCAGAAGCAACAUGAUGAUGUGCCAAAUUCAGAGGAACCACUGAUGUAUCUAUCUUUUUUGUGAUCAUUCAUAGUAUAGAUUUCAUCGCAAAAAUGAGAUAUUCAAGAGAAAUGGCCCAGAAUUAUUUCAUGUCUGUAUCGUCAACUCUAGAGUAUGUUGGAAGUUUUCUUGGCAAGAAUUUUCUGGGAAGGAAAAAUGUUUGCAUGCAAUAUUGAUUUUCUGUCACCAUAUGAGCUAUUGUUUUUAAAGUCUUUAAUAGGUACCAGGAUAACUUUGAGGGUAAGUUACUGCCCUCAAAAUUAAUCAAAUGGAAAUUAUGUAAUUGUAUACAAUUGACAUUGAAUUUUUUUUCUUCAUUUCUAUCAUUCUAACCAGAGGACCAUGAAAUUUCUGCUUCUAUGAAAUGUUCAGUAUGGUUUAUUAUGAAUGAUGAACUAUAUUGCAUCUUCCAUCAUAAUCAUAUUGAUUAAAGUCUUUGAAU
This is a messenger RNA of Lytechinus variegatus (green sea urchin), 9678 nucleotides long. RefSeq names its product nuclear pore complex protein Nup214-like (gene nup214). Gene Ontology annotation, cellular component: nuclear pore. Bases 123 to 6686 code for a protein of 2187 amino acids. The transcript has 35 exons. Gene Ontology annotation, molecular function: protein binding; structural constituent of nuclear pore. NCBI's taxonomy places the organism in Eukaryota, Metazoa, Echinodermata, Echinoidea, Temnopleuroida, Toxopneustidae. Gene Ontology annotation, biological process: RNA export from nucleus; protein import into nucleus. The record is from RefSeq and is a predicted model, not a curated record.